AUGUUGAGUACCGCUAUCCUAGUCAUCGGCGGCGCGUCUGCUGUUGGUGCAGGCCACAUCUCUGGUAUUCAACGCCCAUCCCCCGAUACCCACCCCAACGGCGGGAAACUGGUAGGUUUGGGUUCCGAUUCUAUGAAACGGACAAAUACCGUACGCAGUAUGACGAACCUCACUCCUUUCAUGCAUUCACCGACUAUUGGGAGCAGCUCCCUUCCGAAAUACACCUCUACACUCAGGCCUUGA
Molecule: messenger RNA, 243 nt
Organism: Phanerochaete carnosa HHB-10118-sp
Lineage: Eukaryota; Fungi; Basidiomycota; Agaricomycetes; Polyporales; Phanerochaetaceae
Exons: 2
Coding region: 1-243 (80 amino acids)
Source: RefSeq, a predicted model, not a curated record